Messenger RNA from Colletotrichum phormii, 783 nucleotides. RefSeq lists its product as uncharacterized. The coding region runs from base 97 to 684 and encodes 195 amino acids. The transcript has 2 exons. NCBI's taxonomy places the organism in Eukaryota, Fungi, Ascomycota, Sordariomycetes, Glomerellales, Glomerellaceae. The record is from RefSeq and is a predicted model, not a curated record.
UCUUCACCCACACGACAAUUUUUGUCCCUCAGAACCCAAACAAUCAGAAUCACCAACAAAUUCCUUCAAUCACCCCAUCCACUACCGACAUUCACAAUGGCUGGUGAAAACGGUGACGCUCGUCGCAAGGGAGGCGAAUACUCGACCAACCCCAACACUCAGCGCACUCGAACCUACCUGGCCAACCAGACUCCUGAGCAGAAGGCGCUAAAGUCCAAGGUCUUCUCGGAGUAUCGUGCCUUCCGCACCACCUGCAUCAAGCGUGCCAACAUGUCCGACUACAUCUACGAGCGUGACCGCGAUACCAAGGUCAAGAUGCUGUCCGACUCUCUCAACACCCUGGUUGCGAACCGCACUGCCCGCAACAUCCAGUACAUGGGCCAGUCUGUCAAACGCUUCGCCGAGCGCUACCAUGACAAGGCGUUCCUCCGGAGCGUGGAGCAGGCCAAUACCCUCCCCCAGGGCGGCCUCUCCACUGGCUCCUCUCCUGAGAGCCAAACUGGCAUCACCAACCCCAGCCAGCUUCAGGACUCUGAGGAGGAGGGCGCCAACAAUGGUACCACUGCGGCCUCUGACCUCUCGGAAGAGUUGACCACCAUCAAUCAGCUUCUCGACAUGCAGGCCAGAGCCACUAUGGAGACCUACAACGGCCUGACUGACAUCAUGCACGACCUCGGCUUCUAAGGAAGCACUACAUGUACUUUGGGCACGCUACACACCCUUGGGUUGGACUGUCUCCUCCUCUUGGCGAGUCUUCUUGGGCUUUCUGUUUUUCUUUUUCCG